Messenger RNA from Protopolystoma xenopodis, 210 nucleotides. The record is from the annotation of a GenBank genome assembly. Lineage: Eukaryota; Metazoa; Platyhelminthes; Monogenea; Polystomatidea; Polystomatidae.
AUGGAUACACACAUGUACUCAGGCAGAUCUAAAGACAGGAGAGCAGGUGAGCCGUACGGAGGUGAGCUUCCGGAGUUGUCCGGAGGGCGUGGAGAACACACUUGCGGACAGACGAAAGGUGAAGACGCAAUUGAGCUGUCGACGCGAACAGAUCCACAAAUUAUUCAGUUGGGUUGGGAUCGCGAAGUCGAGGAGGAGGAGGAAGAGGAG